Molecule: messenger RNA, 1514 nt
Organism: Daktulosphaira vitifoliae (grape phylloxera)
Lineage: Eukaryota; Metazoa; Arthropoda; Insecta; Hemiptera; Phylloxeridae
Gene: betaggt-I
Product: geranylgeranyl transferase type-1 subunit beta
Exons: 2
Coding region: 341-1372 (343 amino acids)
Biological process (GO): protein geranylgeranylation
Cellular component (GO): CAAX-protein geranylgeranyltransferase complex
Molecular function (GO): CAAX-protein geranylgeranyltransferase activity
Source: RefSeq, a predicted model, not a curated record
CUAAAUUCACCGAUAUUCUUUGGUGAUCCAAUGCUGGCAUUCAUCUCAACAGAUUAGAAAACAAUAUCGAGACACAGAAUAUAUCUUAUCUAUUCUUUGAUUAAGCUAUAACUUAACAGCUGAAUUCAUCUAAUAGUAAUUGAUAAAAAUAAUACAAGUAUGUAACGCGAACUACCAGCUAGGAUAGGAGACUUAUAACCCACUGUUUAAAUAAGUUCAAAUAUAAUAGAUACCUAAAUAACAAGUAUUAGUUUGUAUUACAAUUUGUGAUCAACAAAAAAUGCUGAUAUUAUACUGGAAUUAUAGUUGAUACGAAGUUAACUAUAUAUAUCUUACAAAAAUGCAUCAAGUUGAAUUCAAACCUGAACAACAUAAAAAGUAUUUUCGCCGUUCAUUAGAUAUAUUACCUAGUGAAUCUGCUAUGUUUGAUUGUUCUCGUCUGACCAUUUUAUAUUUUGUACUUAUUGGCUUAGAUGUAUUAGAUGGUUUAGAUUUAUUGACAGAAGAACAUAAACGGAGUAUAAUUGAAUGGGUUUAUGGUCUGCAACUUGUACCAAGUGAAAAUGUUCUGGAUCAUAAAUGUGGUUUUAUGGGUUCAACUACAGUCAUUCAUUUAAAAAAUUAUCCAAGUUGUGAGAAAUACUGUGAAAGCAAUGUUGCUAUGACAUACAUGGCACUAUGUAUUUUAAUAACCUUAGGAGAUGACUUGAGUCGUUUAAAUAAAACUGCUAUUCUUCAAGGAGUUGCUGCACUUCAAAAACCUGAUGGAAGUUUUAAAAGUAAUUAUGAAUAUGGUGAAAGUGAUUUAAGAUUUGUUUAUUGUUCUUUAGCUGUUUGUUUUAUAUUAAACGAUUCAUCUCUUAUUAAUGUCAAUAAUACUAUUCAUUUCAUUUCUAAAUGUUUAAACUAUGAUGGAGCAUUUGGACAAAAUCCAGGAACAGAAUCACAUGGAGGAUCUACUUAUUGUGCAAUUGCAUCUUUAUCUUUACUUAACAAGCUAAAUGAUGUAAUAAACAGUAAAAAAUUAAAAAUUUUGGAGCGUUGGGCUGUUAAUCGUCAAAUUAAUGGUUUUCAAGGUAGACCAAAUAAAGAUCCAGAUACGUGUUAUUCGUUUUGGAUUGGUGCUACACUCAGAAUUAUAGGAUCAUUAGAUAAAAUAAAUAAAGAAAAAAACAAGGAUUUUGUAUUAAAUAAUGCUAAUUUCUUGACUGGUGGAUUUAGUAAAGAUAUGGAUUCCAUACCAGAUCCAAUGCAUACAUGUUUAAGUCUUUGUGGAUUAAGCCUCGUUGAAAUGGAAGGAUUGAGUCCAAUUAAUCCAGCUUUAAACAUCACUGAGAGAGCAACAAAUCAUUUAAAACAAAUACAGCAUUAAAACUAUUUAGCCGUAUUAUAUAAAAUAAAGUUUACUUAUAAUUAUUUCAUUUGUAUGGGUUGACUGAUAAAUUUCUUGUUUUGUAUUAUUUUUAAAGGCUUAAAAAUUGUCUUUAAUAUAUAAAAGGUUGUAAUUUUUUUUA